Molecule: messenger RNA, 1376 nt
Organism: Elgaria multicarinata webbii
Lineage: Eukaryota; Metazoa; Chordata; Lepidosauria; Squamata; Anguidae
Product: COUP transcription factor 2-like
Exons: 4
Coding region: 114-1295 (393 amino acids)
Biological process (GO): anatomical structure development; regulation of transcription by RNA polymerase II; cell differentiation
Molecular function (GO): RNA polymerase II cis-regulatory region sequence-specific DNA binding; nuclear receptor activity; zinc ion binding
Source: RefSeq, a predicted model, not a curated record
CCUAUCCUCUCUUGCUAUUCAUCCUCCUUUCGCUCUUCUCACUCCAGCUCUGCUCCUGGCUCUCCUCCUUCCCUGGCCAAGUGCUUCCUCCCCCCCCCCCCCGCCCUUGUAGGAUGGCUUUGGUGGUGGCCCCCUGGCAGGAGGAGCUUCCCGGGGGUCCCCCAGGGGUCCCUCCUCCCCCUGCCCCUGCCCCAGUCACGCAGGAGCCCGGCGGGGGAAGCAACGGCGACAGCAAGGGGGUGUCGGCGGCCGUGGACUGCCUGGUGUGCGGCGACAAGGCCAGCGGCAAGCACUACGGCCAGUUCACCUGCGAGGGCUGCAAGAGCUUCUUCAAGCGCUCCGUCCGCCGCAACCUCAGCUACACCUGCCGUGCCAGCCGCCAGUGCCCCGUCGACCAGCACCACCGGAACCAGUGCCAACAUUGCCGCCUCACCAAGUGCCUCAAGGUUGGCAUGCGCCGCGAAGCCGUACAGCGAGGUCGCAUGGCGCACACUCAGCCCAGCUCCGGCCAGUACCCCUUGACCAACGGAGACCCCUACAACUGCCACUCCUACCUGACGGGCUUCAUCUCCCUCCUGCUGCGGGCGGAGCCUUACCCGACCUCCCGCUACGGCGCCCAGUGCCUGCAGCCCAACAGCAUCAUGGGCAUUGAGAACAUCUGUGAGCUGGCGGCCCGUUUGCUCUUCAGCGCCAUCGAGUGGGCCAAGUGCAUUCCUUUCUUCCCCGACUUCCAGCUGGCCGACCAGGUCUGCUUGCUGCGCAUGACCUGGAGCGAACUCUUUGUCCUCAACGCGGCCCAGUGCUCCAUGCCGCUGCACGUGGCCCCGCUCCUGGCCGCUGCCGGCCUCCACGCCUCGCCGAUGUCCGCUGACCGCGUGGUGGCCUUCAUGGACCACAUCCGGGUCUUCCAGGAGCAGGUGGAAAAGUUGAAGGCGCUGCAUGUGGACUCGGCUGAAUAUUCCUGCCUGAAAGCCAUCGCACUCUUCACGCCAGAUGCGGUGGGGCUGACGGAUCUGUGCCACGUGGAAAACGUCCAGGAGAAGUCCCAGUGUGCCUUAGAGGAAUACGUCCGGAACCAGUACCCCAACCAGCCCAGCCGUUUCGGGCGCCUCCUCCUACGCCUGCCGUCGCUACGCAUCGUCUCGGCCCCCGUGAUAGAACAGCUCUUCUUCGUCCGCCUGGUGGGGAAGACCCCUAUCGAGACCCUGAUCCGGGACAUGCUGCUGUCGGGAUCCAGCUUCAACUGGCCGUACAUCCCCAUGCAGACCUAUCAGUUCAUUGGUGAUCUUCCUUGAACCGUACUUUCAACCGCUGAAUUUAUUUUGACAGCGUAUCAGCAACCAGAGGCUAAUGUGAACCAGCUACUAAGCAUUUGC